This is a messenger RNA of Aphanomyces astaci, 300 nucleotides long. RefSeq lists its product as hypothetical. NCBI's taxonomy places the organism in Eukaryota, Oomycota, Saprolegniomycetes, Saprolegniales, Verrucalvaceae. The coding region runs from base 1 to 300 and encodes 99 amino acids. The record is from RefSeq and is a predicted model, not a curated record. The transcript has 2 exons.
AUGUCGACCUCUCCCGAUGCCGUGGACGCGCCCAUGUUCGUCGUGUCUUCUUGUCCGCCGCCAGACGAUCUAUGGAUGGCCCAACAGACAUCCACUUCCUCCACCACCACAGUUGUCACCACCCACCAGCCGCGGGUCCUCUUCUCUCGACUUACAGGCCAAGUCGUUGAACCGCUUCCAUUCGCCGACACACUCGGCUCCCCCGACGACGUGUUGCGGUCCCUGGCCCACGCCGAUGCUCCUUUCCGCGCCAACCCUACGUCCAACACGAAUCAAAUGCCACUCCUCCGCACGGUGUGA